AUGGGUGGUCUGCAUACUUCUGGUGAGGAAUGUGAUCGUGCAAAACAUGAUGGUGAAAACCAUGGUUGUGAAAACCAUGAUGGUGAAAAUCAUGAUGGUGGAAACCAUGAUGGUGAAAACCAUGAUGGUGAAAACGAUGGUUGUGAAAACCAUGAUGGUGAAAACCAUGAUGGUGAAAACCAUGAUGGUGGAAACCAUGAUGGUGAAAACUAUGAUGGUCGAAACCAUGAUGGUGAAAACCAUGAUAGUGAAAACCAUAAUGCUGAAAACCAUGAUAGUGAAAAUUAUAAUGGUGAAAAACAUGAUGGUGGAAAACAUGGUGAAGAACACGAUGGUGAAAAACGCAAAAUUCCUCAUCAGCCACAAGUUGUAAUCGAAACAAAAACCAAAACAGUUAGAUCAGCGAUAAGGAAUUCCUUAGAAGUCAGAGAAGACAAUGACCAAAACAAUGAUAAGAAAGUUGUGGAAUCAGUUCGAGCUUUAGCAGAUAGCUUUGCCAUGAGCGAAGGCAACGAAGAGGUACCAGAAAGUUCUGGACAAUUUGCAACGUGUGGUUCCACGAUUGGUCCUUACUCAGACACACUUCUUCUCGACUCAACAGUUUCUUUACCGGCUAUCAGUGAAGCAAUACCAGAUACAAGACCUCCCAAGAAAGCUUCGUCUCUUGAUGGAAAUGUAAUGGAUCAAGAAUUCAAAAAACAAUUUGCUUCCCUUUAG
Thelazia callipaeda (thelaziosis nematode) is the source of this 717-nucleotide messenger RNA. The record is from the annotation of a GenBank genome assembly. NCBI's taxonomy places the organism in Eukaryota, Metazoa, Nematoda, Chromadorea, Rhabditida, Thelaziidae.